This is a messenger RNA of Girardinichthys multiradiatus, 2896 nucleotides long. Its product is annotated as antizyme inhibitor 1-like. The record is from RefSeq and is a predicted model, not a curated record. Gene Ontology annotation, biological process: positive regulation of polyamine transmembrane transport; negative regulation of protein catabolic process. Gene Ontology annotation, cellular component: cytoplasm. Gene Ontology annotation, molecular function: ornithine decarboxylase activity; ornithine decarboxylase activator activity. NCBI's taxonomy places the organism in Eukaryota, Metazoa, Chordata, Actinopteri, Cyprinodontiformes, Goodeidae. Bases 456 to 1811 code for a protein of 451 amino acids. The transcript has 12 exons.
UUGCUUGAUGCUGCUGAGCUUGUUGUGUGUUCCGUCGUCUUCGCUCGGUUGUAAUAAAUGAGUCGUGCAGGUCUCUAAUCCAAACCUCAAGCGGCAGGAAGUCCGUUGUUUCUAUGGCAGUUGCAGCUUUCUCUGACUGUAAACCCAACACGCUUUAAAAAUUCCGCCUAAAAAGAAAAAGCGUUCUUGUCCCAGUUUUGGGUCUUCAGCCAACGUAAGUAAGGUGUACAACUACCCAGAGGAUCUAGGGGCGGCUCUUUACAGAGAACCGUUUGACUUCAACGCCGAGCCGCCUUGGGAUCCUAGCUGAUAGCGGAAGAGCUCCUCACAGGGCUCCUCCAUGUAGUUUGUUGUAGAAAUCUAGGACCCCAGGGGCUCGACGGUGAAGCCAGGAAAGCCACUUUGACCAGUUCCACUAUUUAUGCCUGUCAAAUUAGAAGACAACAGUCAAGAGGAUGAAAGGAAUCACAGAUGAACCACAGUACUCUGUCAGUUUACUGGAUGGAGGCACCGCCCUUUGUGAUGUGAUUAAUAAUCACAUUGAAGAACUAACACUGUCUGAGAAGAAUGCCUUCUUUGUAGCUGACCUGGGAGCGAUUAUGAGACAGCAUGUUCGCUGGCGAACUCACAUGCCGCAAAUCCGACCCUAUUACGCUGUCAGAUGCAACAGCAGUCCAGCUGUGAUCGAAGUUCUCGCUGCGCUCGGCUCUGGCUUCACGUGCACCAACAAGUCUGAACUUGAGCUUGUGCAGAGCCAUGGGAUUACUUCAGAAGAUAUCAUCUACAGCGGUGUUUGCAAACAAGUCUCCCACAUAAAAUACACGGCUAAAAAUGGCAUCGACCUCCUUGUGUGUGAUAACGAAGCAGAACUACGUAAGAUCUCUCGCUGCCACCCAAAUGCCAAGCUGCUGCUACAGGUAUCAACUGAGGCAUGUAACCCAGAUGAUGAGAUGGGAAUGACAUUUGGCUGCUCCCUCAAAGACUGCAGACAUCUGCUGGAGAGUGCGAAGGAGCUUGGUGUGGAAGUAGUGGGAGUCAGGUCACACAUUUCCAGCACAUGUGAAGAUGACCAGGUUUAUGUCCAUGCCAUUUCUGAUGCCCGUUGCAUCUUUGAUAUGGGUGAAGAAAUUGGUUUCAGCAUGAGUAUAUUGGACAUUGGAGGUGGAUUCAGUGGCUCUGAGACCCAGCUGGAAAUGAUUUACUGUGCUGUCAUGUCUAUGGUGGACCUAUACUUCCCUUCUUCCACUGGAGUUUCCAUUAUUGCAGAACUGGGAAGCUUCUUUGUGUCUGCUGCAUUCACCCUGGCUGUGAACAUCAUUUCCAAAGCGGUGGUGGCCCGUGAUUGCCAGGACCAGAAACAAAAUGACCUGUCUCCCAAUGAGGAGCCAGAGUUCCAGUAUUACAUGAACGAGGGGGUGUAUGGAUCAUUUUCAAGCAAACUCUCAGAAACGGUCAUUGCAGCUCCAUGUGUUCAUAAGAAUACAUCUCUGGACUCUCCGGUGUUCAGCAGCAGCUUGUGGGGUCCCUCUGGAGAUGAUCUGGACCAGGUGGUGGACCACUGCCUGUUACCUGAGCUCAACAUAGGGGACUGGCUUCUGUUUGCACAUGCUGGAGCUUUCACUCUGGGUCAGCCGCUGUUCCCUUCCACAGACUCAACACCACCCCCUGUCUACUAUGUCAUAUCUUCUAGAGACUGGUUAGAAAUGCAGGACACUGGUAUAACCAGUGAGACUACGAUGAAGAACUUCUCGUGGAUCCCAUAUUUUCUCAGCUCCUACCAAACAGAAGCUGCACUGUGUGUUCCAGCUUAGCAACCUUGUGACCAGGAAGGCUUUCAGUUUCUCCUACUGGUUUAUGCUGCUAUUGUCCUUGAGUAUACAUUUAACCGUGAUAAACUUAACCAGCUGUGCAGAUAGUGUAAAAGCACUGGGACCAGAUCGACCAAACCUUUUUGUCCUAAACUCUGAUGGGAUUACACCUAAGAAUCAAGCAAUACAUGUCAAUUAGUAUACAGCAAAAUGCAUGAUUCCUGAAAUAACAAAUGUAUUUUAUGUUUAAAGCAUCCCGUUGAGCUAAUUUACUAAAUUGGGUAUAUAAAAUUUUGUGAUUUUUAUAUAAAUAUUUAACUGAUGUAUUAACUAGUUCCUCUGUAGUGUUACCAGUCGUGCAUAGAUACAUAUCUCUGAGUGAUGUAAUGAAUUGAAAUCAACAUUCGUAUUUAUAAUUUUAUUGUGUUGGAUAAUUUAUUCUAUAGGAGUUUAACGCUAUCGGUUCAUUUAUAAAUUUGCUGCCCCUCGGCAUCACUGCUCCUACAAACGUGAAUUUGCUCAUCUUUGUUUAUGUGUCAAAUAAAGAUUGUUCAGCGGGAUCCUUGGUGUUGCAGUGACAUCUAGCCAUUGCAGGAAAAUGACUGUUACGGUGCGCCGCUGGUGUGGUUUGAAGGCAAAAUGUUCAGGAAUCCCCAGUUAGCUGGUGUCUCUGUGUUCCCCCAGUGCAUAGAAACUUUCCGCAGGGGGCCAGCCAGUAACUGCUGCGCCACCAGAUCGCAGAGCGAGAACAUUAGACAGCAUGUGCUGCAGAUGGGACUGGGUAAGUGUUGAUGGAUAAGGAAUCAGCUGCAACAGAAAGGGAUGCUUUGUUCACAAAAACAGUACAUUUAUGCUAAAUACUUCAUUCUUAUACUGGAUAUGUGCAAUUAACAUUUUCUUCAACAUAAUCUCGUUAAAAAGAAAAUUCCCAGAAUUUUAGACAAUGCAAGUAUGCCUGCAUUACAUGUGUCACAUCUGUGAAGUUGUCUCCCAAUCUGCAUCUAAGAAUAGAAACGAUAGGGCACUCGCCUUCUUUAUUGUUGCUGUGCUUGCCAAAAUGAACAGUAAUAAAAACUUUAUUGACCUGA